GAGGAGCGAGGGGGGCUGGAGGGAGAAAAGGAAGAAGGAAGGGGCGAACGGCGUGAGCUGGCGCCGAAAUGGGAGAAAGCAGCGAGUGAGAGGGGAGGGGGCGCCAGGCGAGCACCCGGGAGCCAGCGGGACCUGGGCAGGGGCGCCCGGAGCAGGCGCGCAUGGCGGGGCCCGCGCGGGGAUCCGGCUGGAAGAGAGCGUAGCGCGGCUCGCACGAGUCCGGGGCCGAUGUACCAGGUGAGCGGCCAGCGCCCUUCUGGCUGCGACGCGCCCUAUGGAGCCCCCAGCGCAGCCCCGGGCCCAGCCCAGACCCUAUCCCUCCUUCCUGGGCUGGAGGUAGUAACAGGAUCCACUCACCCUGCGGAGGCAGCACCAGAGGAGGGCUCCCUGGAGGAGGCGGCAACCCCCAUGCCCCAAGGCAAUGGCCCUGGCAUCCCCCAGGCCCUGGACAGCACUGACCUCGACGUCCCCACAGAAGCUGUGACAUGCCAGCCUCAGGGGAACCCCUUGGGCUGCACCCCACUUCUGCCGAAUGGCUCUGGCCACCCCUCAGAGCUGGGCGGCACCAGACGGGCGGGGAAUGGUGCCCUGGGUGGCCCCAAGGCCCACCGGAAGUUGCAGACACACCCAUCUCUCGCCAGCCAGGGCAGCAAGAAGAGUAAGAGCAGCAGCAAAUCCACCACCUCCCAGAUCCCCCUCCAGGCACAGGAAGACUGCUGUGUCCACUGCAUCCUGUCCUGCCUGUUCUGCGAGUUCCUGACGCUGUGCAACAUCGUCCUGGACUGCGCCACCUGCGGCUCCUGCAGCUCGGAGGACUCGUGCCUCUGCUGCUGCUGCUGUGGCUCUGGCGAGUGUGCCGACUGCGACCUGCCCUGCGACCUGGACUGCGGCAUCCUGGAUGCCUGCUGCGAGUCCGCGGACUGCCUGGAGAUCUGCAUGGAGUGCUGUGGGCUCUGCUUCUCCUCCUGAGCCUCUGUCGGGGGCUAAGCCAGCCUGGCGCCCCUGCAGAUUCCAGCAGGGUCCCUCUGAGUGGGGCCAGGCCCAGGACUGUCACACAAGGCUUGAGAAGCCCCCUCUCCUACCCACCCAUGUCCUCUCAGAACCCCAGCCUUGAAAAUAGUGGGGGGCACUCAGAGGGGCCACCUCCUCAGCCGUGGGUGGUGGGCCCAUGGCAGAGAAGCCUGAACUCUUUACUGGGUUACCAGAUUCAUACAUUGCUGAGGACCUGACAGGACAACCUAGGGGCAGGGCUGGGGUGGGGGCCGCAGGGGGCAGCCAGGGCUGCGGAACACUGUGAAAGUUACUUGGGGAGGGUGGGCCGGUGGGGCCGUAGCUCUCUACCUCUCCCUGCUCCUGGUGCCUGCCUCUCUCCUCCACCCCAGGCUUAGAGGACAGAAAAAUGUGAAAAGAGACGCCCCACCCACCCUCAGCCAGCCCUCUCCAGUCUCCUUUCCUAGGCUUUUGUGGGGGCCUAACCCACGCAGUGACCCCAGAGGGCAGGGCUAGGAGAGAGCCUGGGGUGGGGCGGGAGGGGGAACAGUAUGGAAAAGACUGGAAGGGGAAAGGAAGGGAAGGGAGGGAGGGAGGGUCUGUUCUAUCUGUUGCUGUAAAUAAAGAUAUUUGUCCAUCUCAG
Messenger RNA from Pan troglodytes (chimpanzee), 1633 nucleotides. RefSeq names its product MyoD family inhibitor (gene MDFI). The record is from RefSeq and is a predicted model, not a curated record. The transcript has 5 exons. Bases 229 to 969 code for a protein of 246 amino acids. Gene Ontology annotation, molecular function: transcription factor binding. Lineage: Eukaryota; Metazoa; Chordata; Mammalia; Primates; Hominidae. Gene Ontology annotation, cellular component: nucleus.